Molecule: messenger RNA, 2420 nt
Organism: Vitis riparia (riverbank grape)
Lineage: Eukaryota; Viridiplantae; Streptophyta; Magnoliopsida; Vitales; Vitaceae
Product: primary amine oxidase-like
Exons: 4
Coding region: 118-2301 (727 amino acids)
Biological process (GO): amine metabolic process
Molecular function (GO): quinone binding; copper ion binding; primary methylamine oxidase activity
Source: RefSeq, a predicted model, not a curated record
AAUGACGGGGCAUGGUUGAAUCCCACUCCUAACAUAAACACCUGAGAUUCUCUGAUUCUCUGCCCUUUCAAGCUUAUCUGCAAAUUGUUUCUUUUUCCUCUGGACACUCAUACAGAGAUGGAAGGCAGAAAUCUGCUGCGCCUCCUCUUCUUUCUUGUUACGGGGCUCUUUCUUCUCCUCUUCACCUGGGCAAACUUCCCUUAUCUUCCUUCCAACAAGGCUGAGCUUCUCGACUGCACCAGUUUCUCACCAUGGUGCACCUCCAAAUCCAAACCCCACCUCACAACAAACCCAUCCAACCCCACAGGAGGCCACCGCCGCCACCACUCUUCCGAUGUCCCCCACCAUCCUCUCGACCCCCUCACGGUCCAAGAAAUCAACCGUGUCCGUACAACCCUCUCUUCCCACGCGCCGCUCAAAGCAUCGAAGAGGUAUACGAUUCACGCCGUUGACCUGGAGGAGCCGGCGAAGCCACUCGUCCUCCGGUGGAAGAAAGGCAACCCCAUGCUGCCACGGAGGGCUUCCGUAAUAGCACUUGUGGGGGGGGAGUCGCACUUGUUGACAGUGGACUUGGCCACGAGUCAGGUCACUCGAGACGACGUCCUUCCUCCCUCCGGCUACCCGACGAUGACCGUUGAGGACAUGACGAUGGCCACGAAGGCUCCGCUUGUGGAUGGGAAUUUCAACCGUACGAUCAUCGAGCGCGGGAUUGAUCUGGCGGAUCUCGCUUGUUUGCCACUUUCGACGGGGUGGUUUGGGAAGAGUGAGGAGAAGAGGCGGCUGAUUAAGGUCCAGUGCUACUCCAUGAAGGACACUGUCAACUUCUACAUGAGGCCAAUCGAAGGUCUGACGGUGCUUGUGGAUUUGGACAGCAAGCAAGUGGUCGAGAUUUCAGAUCGAGGACAGAACAUCCCCAUACCCAACGCCGCCAACACAGACUAUCGCUACUCCGCCCAGAGCAAACCCACGAACCUACUCAACCCGAUAUCCAUAGAGCAGCCCAAGGGCCCGAGUUUCACAGUAGAAAACGACCACUUGAUCAAAUGGGCAAAUUGGGAAUUCCACCUCAAAGCCGAAUCAAGAGCCGGAGUGAUAAUUUCCCGGGUCAUGUUUCGGGACCCGGACACCGGAUUGCUGAGGAAUGUGAUGUACAAAGGCUUAACAUCCGAGUUUUUUGUCCCAUACAUGGACCCAACUGAUGCAUGGUACUUCAAGACUUACAUGGAUGCUGGCGAAUACGGGUUUGGACUCCAGGCAAUGCCCCUUGACCCGCUUAACGAUUGUCCGCGAAACGCAUACUACAUGGAUGGUGUGUUCGCUGCAGCUGAUGGCACGCCAUUCGUACAAUCAAAUAUGAUCUGCAUCUUUGAGAGCUAUUCAGGUGAUAUCGGAUGGCGGCACGCAGAGAGUCCAAUUACAGGCAUGGGGAUCCGAGAGGUGAGACCGAAGGUGACGCUUGUGGUUAGAAUGGCAGCAUCAGUGGCCAAUUAUGAUUAUAUUGUGGAUUGGGUGUUUCAGACUGAUGGCCUCAUCCGAAUCAAGGUUGGACUUAGUGGCAUCCUGAUGGUGAAAGGCUCCCCUUAUGUGAACAUGAACCAAGUGCCAGGGCAGGAAUAUCUCUAUGGCACCCUCUUAUCAGAAAAUGUCAUCGGGGUUAUCCAUGACCACUACCUCACUUUCUAUCUGGACAUGGACGUGGAUGGCUCGGAUAAUUCAUUUGUUAAAGUGAAUCUUGAGAAGCAGAUGACUGCUAAUGGGGAAUCGCCAAGGAGGAGCUUCUUAAAGGCUACCAGGAAGGUGGCAAAGACGGAGAAGGACGCCCAAAUCAAAUUCAAACUCUAUGAGCCAGCUGAGUUUCAUGUCAUCAAUCCGUCCAAAAAGACACGGGUUGGGAACCCCGUUGGAUACAAGGUGGUUGCCGGUGGAACAGCUGCUAGCUUGCUCGAUCAUGGAGAUCCUCCCCAGAAGCGUGGCGCUUUCACUAACAAUCAAAUAUGGGUCACCCCGUAUAAUCGGAGUGAGCAAUGGGCAGGUGGCUUGUUGGUUAGCCAGAGCCAGGGUGAUGACAAUCUUGCAGUAUGGUCUGAUCGGAAUAGGCCAAUUGAGAACAAGGACAUUGUGCUUUGGUAUACUUUGGGCUUCCAUCACAUACCAUGUCAAGAGGACUUCCCUGUCAUGCCAACAGUUUCCUCAAGCUUCGACCUAAAGCCUGUCAAUUUCUUCGAGAGCAAUCCCAUUCUUCGGAUGCCACCUAAUGUCGAAAAUGAUCUACCAAUUUGCAAGCCAGCUGCUUCAGCUUAAACACCCGAAAUACUCUGUUUUGUUAUAUGUUGUAGAUAUAUGAAGAUACCAGAAUAGUGGGGCUGUAACUAAUCCCAAACUUGAUAAAAUAAAUGUGGAUUAUGGCUUUUUCUCCCCGC